CCACCGCUCGCCCGCCCGCCCGCUCGCCACCAUGUCCCGGGCGAGGCCCCCGGACGAGGUGGAGGAGGACGAAGAAGCGGGCCCCGCUCUAAAUGGCGGGCUCCAUGCUUCGCCCCGAAUGCUCAGCUACAGCGAUGCCCUGCUGUCCAUCAUCGCCACCGUCAUGAUCCUGCCCGUGGCCCACACGAAGAUCUACCCAGAUCAGCAGUUUGACAAAAAUAUACAAAAGCUUCUAGCAACUAAAAUUGCAGUCUACCUGAUGACAUUUUUAAUAGUAACCGUGGCUUGGGCAGCCCACAUAAGAUUGUUUCAGGUAAUCGGACAGAUAGAUGAUACGCUUGCUUUGUUGAACUUGGCCUGUAUGAUGAUCAUUACUUUCUUGCCUUACACAUUUUCCUUAAUGGCGUCUUUCCCGGAUGUGCCUUUGGGGAUUUUCUUAUUUUGCAGUUGCGUUGUCACUAUGGGUGUCAUUCAGGCGGUGAUAGUAGUAUAUGGUUUUCACUAUCCACAUUUACUGAACCAUCAGAUAUGGAGAUCUGAAAAUAAUCUGAAACAUUUAUACAAGCAGCACAUCUUAAAAAUUAUACUAAGAGGACCGGCUUUCUGUUUUUUGGCAGCCAUCUUCUCCUUUUUCUUUUACCCCAUGUCUUACCUUCUUCUUGGGCUUGUUAUCUUCCUUCCGUACAUCCACAAGUUAACUAUGUGGUGUAAGGACAAGAUUAUUGGUCCAAAGGAAGAAGAGCGUCGUCCGAGUUUGGACUUUUUUACUUUUAACAUCCAUGAACCCCUGAGCAAAGAGCGUGUUGAAGCAUUCAGUGAUGGAGUUUAUGCUAUUGUAGCGACCCUGCUCAUUCUCGAUAUAUGCCCUGCACUGACACUGGCUCCAUGGACUUCCUACUUUUGCUAUUCCCACCGCCGCUCCAUGAUUUUAACAGUGGGAAACAGAGAAGGAAGGAGUGGGCAUUCAAACCGGGCUGCAGGACGACCAGGAAGAGGAAUCUCCGUUUCCAUGCAAGCGGGCCCGAGAACGACCCGCGAUCUAAUCCUGCCUCCGCCACUUGUCUGCCGUCUGACCUUGGGAGCGAGUUCAAACUGGACCACAUUGCCACCGCCUCUCUUCAGAAAAGUCGUCAUUGUGUUGAUAGAUGCUUUAAGGGAUGAUUUUGUUUUUGGAGCAAAAGGAGCACGUUUCAUGCCCUACACUAACCAUCUUGUAGAAAGAGGAUCAUCGCAUAGUUUUGUAGCUGAAGCAAAACCUCCCACUGUCACUAUGCCUCGAAUCAAGGCUCUGAUGACAGGCAGUAUCCCUGGCUUUAUCGAUAUUGUUAUGAAUCUCAAUUCUCCUGCACUAUUGGAAGACAACUUGAUUUGGCAGGCAAAAGCGGCUGGAAAAAGAAUAAUCUUCUAUGGAGAUGAAACCUGGAUUAAGUUAUUUCCAAAGCAUUUUGUGGAAUACGAUGGAACAACCUCUUUUUUUGUGUCGGAUUUUACAGAGGUCGACGAUAAUGUUACCAGACACUUGGAUAAAGUUUUGAAAAGGGAAGACUGGGAUCUGUUAAUCCUUCACUACCUAGGAUUGGACCAUAUUGGUCAUUUGACUGGACCAAAUAGUCCAUUGGUUGGACCGAAGCUUAGUGAAAUGGAUAAUAUACUAAAGAAGAUUCACACUUCACUCUUGGCCAAGGAAAGUGAGGCUUCUUUGGCCAAUUUGCUCGUUCUCUGUGGAGACCAUGGGAUGUCUGACACAGGCAGCCACGGAGGCUCGUCAGCGGAAGAAGUACAAACACCGUUGGUUUUUAUCAGCUCUGACUUUGAGAGUAAAAGCCAUAACAAGCAUCACAAGCUUGUACAACAGACUGAUUUGGCUGCAACGCUAGCAGUAGGUCUUGGUUUGCCAAUUUCAAGAAAUAGUGUGGGCAAUCUAAUACUUCCAAUUAUGGAAAGGAAGACGAUAAGAGAACAGCUCAGAGUCUUGCAUUUAAAUGCAGUUCAGCUGAGCAAACUUCUUCAAGAGAACGUGGCUUCAUACGAGAAAGACCUUGGAUUUGAGCAAUUUAAAAUAGCAGAAAAGUCUCAUGGAAAUUGGAUCAAGCUUUACUUGGAGGGAAAUAAUUCAGAAGUCCUUUUAAACCUCGGCAGGAAGGUCCUUAAGCAAUAUAUAGAUGCUCUGCGGACCUUAAGUUCAUCACUAAGCAAACAAGUAGCACAAUAUGACAUGUACUCGAUGCUGGUCGGAACUGUCAUUGUCUUGGAGGUUCUCCUGCUGCUUUUGCUCAGCAUUCCCAAGGCACUGUGCAGUAGCGCCGAAUUUGAGGUCCCACUGUCAUCUCCGUUAUUUUCUCUGCUGUUCUAUUUGUUGUUCCUGGUGCUUUCCGCCGUUCACGUCAUCGUGUGCACGUCAGAUGAGAGUUUAUGCUAUUUCUGCAGUAUAUCUUGGCUGAUGGCACUUGGAGUGAUGAUGCUGAUUUCUGCCCUUUUCUGCGGAAUUUUAUCUGCCCUCGGAAAGGCAUUUGUGACCGUCAGACUUCCAACUAAGAAUCCAGCUGCCUCCAGUUCCAGCUGGUCGGAAUUAGAUCUGCUUAUUUUGAUAGGAACUAUUGGCCAUGUUUUGAGUUUGGGUGCAAGCAGCUUUAUAGAAGAAGAACAUCAAACCUGGUAUUUUCUCGUCAAUACACUUUGUCUAGCUCUAUGUCAAGAAAUCUGUAGAAACUACUCUCUUGGAAAAGAAACUGAUCUUCGGCUUCACUCGCCUGGGAAGUUAGGCUCUGGAUAUUCUGAGGAACUACACAAAAGCGACUGGACCGACGAACUAGAGAAUGAUAAAAAAAAGGACAGGGCAUCUGGCGACCUAUUCGAAGGCUAUGAAAAGUGGAUGGGAUUGGCAAGUCCUUGGAUCAUUCUCAUCUGCUGCCGAUUACUCCGUUCAUUAAAUCAGACAGGAGUUCAGUGGGCUCAUCGGCUAGACUUUGGACACUGGCUGACCAGUUCGGACCACAAAACAGAACUUUCAGUUCUGGCGGCCAUCUCCCUCGUUAUGAUCUUUAUUUUGGUUCAGAGAAGAUGCUCUCUGGUUUCCAAAAUAGCGAUGGCGCUUGGGCUCUUGGGCGUCUAUAGCUACCGGGCAGCCAUUGGAAAUGUGGUAUUUCCAUGGCAACAAGACAGCAAGGAUAUUUCCAAGGGUAUUAUCGAAGCUCGUUUUGUUUACGUCUUCGUCCUUGGCAUUCUCUUCACGGGGACCAAAGCUUUACUUCAAUCCCAAGUAAUUCCGACGGACUUCAACAUCAAGAGUUUAGGCUUGUGGGAAAUUUAUUGCGGAUUAGUUCUCUUGGCAUCGUUGCUGUUUCGACCUCACAAUCUUCCGGUUUUGGUAUUUUGCCUAUUGAUUCAAACCCUGAUGACUAAAUUCAUCUGGAAGCCUCUCCGGCUCAGCACGGCUCAGAUUACUAUCAUGCACUAUUGGUUCGGCCAAGCAUUCUUCUAUUUUCAGGGUAAUUCAAAUAACAUCGCCACAGUGGAUAUUUCAGCAGGCUUUGUUGGCUUAAACAGCUAUAUAGAAAUGCCAGCAAUUUUCCUGACAGGAUUUGCUACGUACGCUGGACCCGUGCUCUGGGCCGUUCACUUGCUGUGUUACUUGAGCUCUGAAAUUAACAGGAGCUCGGCGAUGAGUCACGGUUGCUUCUGCUACGCCCUGAUUUGUUCCAUUCCAGUCUCGGCCUAUAUCAUUUUGGUGACGACCCUACGCUACCACUUGUUCAUAUGGAGUGUCUUCUCUCCAAAACUUCUUUAUGAGGGAGUGCACCUAUUCAUUACCGCGGCUAUCUGUGUGUUUUUCACAGCCGUGGAUCCGAAGCAGUCGCACAAAAUCCAGGACUGAGAGAGGAAACCACUCUUACGGGCAGAAAUCUCGAUCCCCGUUGAUGACUGACUGGAUUUGAGCAGUGGGAGGUCAUUUUAAACGUAGACGUGACCAUUCUAGAAAAGUAGCACGAAUGAUCUUCUGUUGGUGAAUUCUACGGGUAGUUACGGCUCUUCUAUUUCCUUUAACUCUUGCAUUGGAAUUGAGAUAAUGCUCCCUCACGCAAUCGGUCUGUUUUUCACAAGGGUUUGGUUCAUUUCGAGAUGUGAAAUCUGUGUAUGUAUGGUGGUGAUUUUUCCUUCACGAUGGCCCCGGAGACUACUGAAUUAAAGCAUCUUCGAUCCAACUUUAUGUUAUAUCUUGGUAAAGAGAAGCCCCGAACUCUGCCACCCAAACUGCUGAAGUGUGUGGGGAUUAGUGUGGUACUUAAACUGGUUUAUAUGGGGGAUGGCCUUCCAAGCGGACUGUGGGGUUUGCUCCACUGGGGAUUUUUUCCUGUUCUGUAAGGUAUUGAUGAUUUACAAAAAUCUGUAAUAAAGAGCUAAAGAAGCCUGUA
Messenger RNA from Ornithorhynchus anatinus (platypus), 4412 nucleotides. It is a transcript of the gene TMEM175, whose product is annotated as transmembrane protein 175. Gene Ontology annotation, molecular function: proton channel activity; potassium ion leak channel activity. The coding region runs from base 32 to 3874 and encodes 1280 amino acids. The record is from RefSeq and is a predicted model, not a curated record. Gene Ontology annotation, biological process: GPI anchor biosynthetic process. Gene Ontology annotation, cellular component: lysosome; endosome; endoplasmic reticulum membrane. The transcript has 22 exons. NCBI's taxonomy places the organism in Eukaryota, Metazoa, Chordata, Mammalia, Monotremata, Ornithorhynchidae.